Molecule: messenger RNA, 795 nt
Organism: Spinacia oleracea (spinach)
Lineage: Eukaryota; Viridiplantae; Streptophyta; Magnoliopsida; Caryophyllales; Amaranthaceae
Product: 40S ribosomal protein S26-1-like
Exons: 5
Coding region: 157-546 (129 amino acids)
Biological process (GO): translation
Cellular component (GO): ribosome; cytosolic small ribosomal subunit
Molecular function (GO): structural constituent of ribosome; mRNA binding
Source: RefSeq, a predicted model, not a curated record
AGACCAGCCCAAAAUAAUUACGGAGUAUAACCCAAUCUCUAGAUUCCGGUUUACUACAAUUUCCAUUCCCCUUCUUCCUCCGCAUAAACCCUAAAAAGGUGCUCCGCCGUUGAGUUUGCAGAUCGCCAUUGUUAGGGUUUUGAAGCUUUCAUCACCAUGACUGUCAAGAGGAGGAAUGGAGGUCGAAACAAGCAUGGCCGUGGUCAUGUUAAUUUCAUUCGCUGCUCUAAUUGUGGCAAAUGCUGCCCUAAGGAUAAGGCAAUCAAGAGGUUCCUUGUGAGGAACAUUGUUGAGCAAGCUGCAGUUAGGGAUGUCCAGGAAGCUUGUGUCUAUGAUGGUUACAUUCUUCCUAAGCUCUACACCAAGAUGCAGUACUGCGUCUCCUGUGCCAUCCACUCCCAUGUUGUCAGAGUUCGCUCAACCGAGAAGAGAAGGAUUCGUGAGCCACCACAACGUUUCAGGCGCAGGGAUGAUGCGGCAAAGCCCGGUCAAGGUCAAGGUCAAGGUCAAGCUCCUCGCCCUGGUGCUCCCCCUGCUAGAACUUGAGAAUUUUUUGGCUAGUGAGUGAACAGCUGCCUCCAGGAAAAUUUGUUUUUAGUGCUUGAAACCUAUAAACUCUUCUACUUCUGUAGUUAUUUACUCCUGUUAGUAAAACAUGCUCAAUUAGUAUUGCCUUCUUUUUUUACUCUGUCGAAUUUUUUAUAAUUAGAAAUAUGAGCAAUACAGUUGUGUUCCUACAAGGCUAUAAACUCUUCUACUUCCAUAGUUAUUACCAUGGUUGGAUGAUUGUUGCUA